This is a messenger RNA of Oncorhynchus kisutch (coho salmon), 4201 nucleotides long. RefSeq names its product NHS-like protein 2. The record is from RefSeq and is a predicted model, not a curated record. The transcript has 7 exons. NCBI's taxonomy places the organism in Eukaryota, Metazoa, Chordata, Actinopteri, Salmoniformes, Salmonidae. Gene Ontology annotation, biological process: cell differentiation. The coding region runs from base 901 to 3804 and encodes 967 amino acids.
UCAUAUUGGGACAUAUGUGACAUAUGUGAUAAGAGUGGGGGUUACAGCUAGGUCUAGAGAGACAACUCACCAUCUCAUUCAGCAGCUUGAGGAUGCUGAUUGUGAGCUCCUUUCCUGCAUGUAAAAAGGAUUCACAUUGACUCGGAUCAAGAAACAAUUGGCACAGCAGAGCUGUCUCGCAUCUGAAGGGACGUUCCUGAGCGAGCAGCCACUCAUGACGUGAACUUCUGAACACACCCAUUGAGAUAAAAAAAUAUAUACAAAAAUAAAAACACUGAGCAUCCGACGAACUCAGAGCAAGCAGCAGCCCACUUCCAAUUGUCAUGGCAACAGCAUGUGAAUGCAUUGGGCCAUAGGUGCAGACUGUAGAGUGGAUGUAGGAGUGCGGCAUCGGAAGCCACAGCUCUAUCUCCUGAAGCAAGCUGUAAGUGUAAAUGGUGAGAAACCAGACAUCACGCAGUAUAGAUCUCAUCUGGGAGUGUUUUUGUGCUCUGACUAUGGAUGAACAGGUAGCAGUUGCCAUGGCAAACACCCACUCUUUCUUUAUCAAGCACAAGACCAAGAUAAGUAGACAUUUUCUGACGUCCUUCCUUCUUCCCAGCCACAGCUCUCUCUCGCCCCUCUCCUACUCUCACUCUCUCUAUAUAUACAGUAUCCUUCUACUCAAUGAACUACGUCUUAAUUCAAAAGGGAAAUUAACUAAAGGCAGAAUAGCAUAUAUUGGUUUUAUUUCUGAGACCAAGAUGAACACCCCACUAUGCUCGCACUCACACAACUUGUUUCUUCUCUCUUCUCAUCCAGCUGAAUGAAAAGUGAAACCCCGUUCUCUAAAGAGGAGCCAUCUCUGCUUAGCCAAUCAGCCUGUGAUCUGCCUGGUCUCUGAGGAAAGUCUCUGAUGCCAUGGAGCACAGGGCCCUGAUGUAUACCAGUCAACCUUGGAAGGGGCCCAAGGGCUCCACCUUCACCCCCAACUGGGACACCCCAUCAUGCCGACCAACCGUCACAUCCCUUUGCCCUGACGUGGUAAAGUCCCCGUGUCAACAUGCUGCCAACAUAUGUCACCCUUCAGAAGUCCCUGUGACCUCGCAGUCCCAGCAGAUUGGCCCCCACGCCUCAACAUCCUCUGGGUUUUCUGCCACUGCCAACACUGCCAGUAGAAAAGGUGAAAAGGAGUGUAAUAUAGUCAUCCCCAUUCAAAAUGAGGAGACGGCCCUGCCAGCAUACAACCCUGGGUUUCGCGGACGCUCCUUCUCCGCAGCCACUGCCUCACACCCAGUCCCACCCAGACACAGAUGUGACAGCUACGUCCACCUAUGCCCCGACAACGGCUCAGAGGACACUAGCAGAGGCGACGCCUCCCAGUUGAGCCCAGACGUCUCCCCUGAUCACGGUGGUCCACGGUCGCGGUCCCGCAGCAUCAUCCUGAGGAAGACAAAGAGGAGGCCGGCGCCGCCAACCCGUAGCGUGUCCCUGAGGAGAGAAUCUGCCACCAAGCUCAGAGACAACAGGACUAAGAGCCUUUAUAUCGACAGGGACCCUGCCCCCCAUGACUCAUUCCUGCCUGACCUCAUCCUCAUCUCCACACCGAGGACAGAGGAGGUGCUGUGCCUGGAGCAGUCCCCUGCUCAGCCUGUACAGGCCCGGGUUGGGCCACCAGUCAACGACAAUGGGCAGCUACGUGAAGUAAGGUCUAUUGAGCCCUGCUGUCUCAUGUCAAGCUCAGGUCCUGCUAUGGGUGUACCUGUAAAUGAGGGAAGAAAAGCCUCCAGCAGGUCAGAAUCUGUCAGACCCCUUCCCCCCUUGCAACGCCCGCAGUCUCUAACUUGUAAGCAGUCCCCCUUCCAACAACCUGCCUCAGUCUCUCCCUCCAGUAGCCAGUCGAGCUCUCAGUGUGAGACUCAUUCCCCUCAUGUCCUCACAUCUGCCAUCACGGGACCCUCCCCCUUGGGCUGCAGGAUGCGCCCCAAGUCCUCCACCUCGCCCACCUCCCCCAGAUCCAGCAGGCUGCGGCUAUCCUUGGAGUUGCCAGGGGUCGUCCCUCUCCCAGACCCGGCGGUGAUCAAACCCAAAGCCACCCGGCGACACUCAGAGUCCUCUGGGUCGUCUGGCACCACCAGACCCAGACAGAGGCUGAGCUCCAGCAUGAUGGUGAUGCCUGUGGUGACCCAGGAGGAUCUCAGCAAUGUGCGUUUGCGUUCCGUCAGCAGCUCAGACUCUGACAAAGGCCUGGAGGGCUCACCUGAAGUCAUCAGGGAGGAGGAGCUGGAACAGGAGCUAGAGCUGGAGAGCUGCCCACUGGUCCACCACAGUCCUAAAGCUAAACCACCUGUUGCUGCUAAGCCCCCUGCACACAAAUGGCCACCGAUACAUUUGGUAAAGUCUUCCUCAGUCUCUACUCAUUUCCCAGAGACCGUUCCAGCCUCAUUAAGAGAGAGCCAGGGGGACAUGUAUAUGGUGGAAAGGAGACCAAAACCUAAAAGGUCGCACCAGCUUCCUCGUGUUGCCAGUGAUGGGGUUAUGGUUGAGAGGCAGCAAGCUGUAGACAGGCAACAAUAUGAUGACCCACACCCACCACCCACCUCCUGCCAUUCAGAGAACAGGGAUGUCAGAAGGACCUCUCCCACCAGGACCUCAUUUCUCCUAGCUGAACUGGAUAGGAAGAAGAAGAUGGUUCCCCCUCCAGUCGCAAAGAAACCGGAUGUCCUCUUCAUGUCCUCCAUCAGCUCACUGGGACAGAAGAGUAAUAGGAACCAUGCCUGGUCUGGGCCCAGUGGUGCUUACCAGUCUCCUGCCAGUGCAUACCAGUCUCCUGCCAGUACAUACCAGUCUCCUGCCACUGCAUACCAGUCUCCUGCCACUGCAUAUCAGUCUCCUUCCACUGCAUACCAGUCUCCUGCCAGUGAUUACCAGUCUCCUGCCACUGUAUACCAAUCUCCUGCUACUGCAUACCAGUCUCCUGCCAGUGCAUACCAGUCUCCUGCCAGUGCAUACCAGUCUCCUGCCACAACAUACCAGUCUCCUGCCACUGCAUACCAGUAUCCUGCCAGUGCAUACCAGUCUCCUGCCACUGCAUACCAGUCUCCUGCCAGUGCAUACCAGUCUCCUGCCACAACAUACCAGUCUCCUGCCACUGCAUACCAGUCUCCUGCCACUGCAUACCAGUCUCCUGCCAGUGCAUACCAGUCUCCUGCCACUGCAUACCAGUCUCCUGCCAGUGCAUACCAGUCUCCUGCCACUGCAUACCAGUCUCCUGCCAGUGCAUACCAGUCUCCUGCCACUGCAUACCAGUCUCCUGCCAGUGAAUACCAGUCUCCUGCCACUGCAUACCAGUCUCCUGCCAGUGCAUACCAGUCUCCUGCCAGUGCUUACCAGUCUCCUGCCAGUGCAUACAGAGACAAAGACUUUACUGGACAAGAUCUCAACCAUCACAGUUUAAGAGAUGGGUUCGUCCUAGAUGAGAACUGUGAAGAGAGGAGGGCAAUGUCUCAGAUGAGAACACUGUGCCUCGGGGAGGAAGAGGAGGAAGAGUUGGAGUACAACUCACAGUCAACUACUGAGGACCUAUUCACCAUCAUACACAGGUCCAAGAAGAAACUCCUGGGUCGCAAAGAAACAGCUGACAGCAGGCAAGGUUACGGAUCCCCCAUUAAAGGCAUCCAGGGGGUUGUCCAGAAGUCAAGCUCCAAAAAUGACAACUUCAUGGCUUUUCUGCAGAGGCGGAGGAGCAAUAAACCCAACUCUGGGGAGAGACUGUCAGCCGCUGAACUGCUGAAGAGUACCAAACCACUGGUCGGUCAGCCAUAGAGCAUCAAACAACUCCAAUGUUUAUGUUUCUCAAUGUGUUGCAAACACUUAUCACUCAAUGUGGGGCAUGAGGGUGUGGUGGACAAUCAGGGACGGGACGGGGGGGGGGGGGGGGGGACUGGGAGAGGGACGGGGGGGGCUAUUGUUUAUAUUGCUUUACGUGCUACACCGACAACUUGUUUCUGUGAUGGCAAUACAGCGUACAGAGGUCUAACUGUGAAUAUGACAACAUGUUGCCCAGCUGUGUUUUGCUUAUGAGCUGAGACAAUCUAUCACGUCAACAUAUUUGUCUUGCCUUGACUUGUGAUGCUUACACCAUUUGUUUUUGAGCUGCCAACAUUUGUGCUUUUGGUCAUGUGUCGCUCAGAAAUAAAACAAAAAGCUGCUUGUGUGUCUA